Komagataella phaffii GS115 is the source of this 204-nucleotide messenger RNA. RefSeq lists its product as hypothetical. The record is from RefSeq and is a predicted model, not a curated record. The coding region runs from base 1 to 204 and encodes 67 amino acids. Gene Ontology annotation, biological process: proton motive force-driven ATP synthesis. The transcript is spliced from 2 exons. Lineage: Eukaryota; Fungi; Ascomycota; Pichiomycetes; Pichiales; Pichiaceae.
AUGGGAGCCGCAUACACCAUCCUAGGUAAAACAUUCCAGCCACACCAGCUCGCUUUGGCUACUAUUGGAUUAGUUACACUUUUGGCAAUUCCUAAACCAGGUGGAGCCAAGAAGGAGACAACCCCUCAGAUUAAUGCUUCUUCUCCCGAGGAAGAGGCUUUCAUCAAAGAAUAUUUGGCUAAGCACGAUCAGAAGCACGACUAG